AGCACGCAUGGCCGGCGGCGGGGACCGAGAGGCCGCCCUGCCGCUCGCCGCGGGCCGGGUCGCGGCCCUCGAGAUCGAGCCCCCGCCAGCGCCGGCGCCCGGGGGGCCCCCGCGUCGCGCGCCGCGGGCGGCCCUCGCGGUGAUGGCGGCGCUGCUGGCCCUGGGCGCCGCGAGCGUAGCGGUGGGCCACGGCUGCGCGUCCUCACAGCCUUGGCGCCGUCAUCACCGGGAGUCCUGGCGCGUCGCGCUCCUCGGCCCCGCGGCGGCGCUGCCCUACGCCGCGCUGGCGGCCUGGGGCGCCUGGGCGCGCCUCGGCCUCUGGGCGGGCGCGCCGCUGCACCGGUGGACGGCGGCCUACGCGGCGGGCGCGGCCGCGGCCGCGGCGCUGCUCGCCUCGCGCCCGUGGGUUUCCCAGUGUACGGCUUCCCAUGCCGAUGCCGUCCACUGCGCGUCCUGCCUCGCGGUCCUGUUCGCGCUGAAGACCGUGACCCAGGCCCUCGUCGCGCUGAAGCUCGAGGAGCUCCAGCAGGCGCGCCUGGCGCGGGCCGUCCGCGCCCUCGCAGCCUUGGCCCUACUGGCCGGGGCGCUGGCGGUGGCGGCGAUGGUCUGUCAGACAGCGUGGGAUCCGUCGGGAGCCGGUGGGUUUUGGUGGAGGUGGUAUGACCGCGGGCUCGGGUGCUGUGCGGCCUGCCACGCCCUGGCCUGCCUCUGCGGCGUCGGGGGUCUCCUGGGCGCCGCGGCGCGGGCCCUCCUCGGCGGCAGGGGCGGCUCGCAGCGGCGCGCGGGCUGCUUCGUGCUGCUGACGGCCGGCAGCCUGGCGACCUCGUUCGCGACCUUUUUCGCCUUGCUGAAUUAUGUUGAUAGCGUAGCAUCAAUCUACAAGACCACAGCAGUCGACGGGCUGUUCGAUUGCUGCACCGUGGCGCUCUUCUCCGGCCUCGUCGGGCCGGCGUUCGUGCGGGUGCUCGCGAGGGAGGCGUUCUCCGCGAUCAACUCGUACACGGAGUCCCAGCUCCAGGAGUUCUACGAGAAGUAUUUGGAGUACUUGGACAGGGCGCAUAUCAGAUGGGUGCGUUGCGGCUACCUGAGGCACCUGGCCGCGGCCGGCGUUGUCAUGCCCCGGUGCCAGGAGGUGCCGGGCGACCAGGUCUUCGUCGGCAGCAGGGGCUUUCCGCUGGUGCACGCAGCACCGAAGGAGAGGCUCGUCGUCUCGCACCCGUGGCUCGCAAAGGAGCACCCGGACCCGACCGGGGAGAAGCUGCGGCUGCUGGUCCGUCAGCUGGACAUGCUCCAUGCUUCCGACGACCACGCAGUGUUUGUGGACUACAUGAGCCUGCCGCAGAACGACAAGAUGGACCCGGAGAUGCGGCAGCUCGAGCAGGAGCAGCGGGAGAUGCCCAAGCCUGGCGAACAUCCGGCCGUGCGCACGAAGGUGGAAGAGGCUCAGUUCAAGGUGGCGUUGUCCGCCAUGGAGCAAAUCUACAGCAUUGGCAACACACCGGUGCUCGUACUUCCCAUGGACAGCGUUGUCGAGACCGGGAGGGAAUACAUUUCCAGGGGGUGGUGCCUGUUGGAAUUCUGCCUUGCGAUGAGCUUCGACAACAUAGCCAACGCGGAUAUCCACAAACCUGUCGGGCGUCUCCUGAAGCAGAUGAAGGACCUGAAGUGCGACACGGUCGAUGGUUUCCGCGAGGCCUUCAAGACAGCCCUUUUCACAAAUAAAGGCGACGCCGACGUCGUUCUGAAGCUCUUCGAAAACACGCUGAGCUUGGGAUCUAGCCAAUGAGACCUGCGCGAUCUUUCGCCCGACGCCACUGCCCGCCAACUUCUCCUUCUUUGCACUCUACCAAUGUUGCUGGCCCAGCAGGAGGAGGAGGAG
This is a messenger RNA of Prorocentrum cordatum, 1879 nucleotides long. The record is from the annotation of a GenBank genome assembly. Lineage: Eukaryota; Dinophyceae; Prorocentrales; Prorocentraceae.